Amphiprion ocellaris (clown anemonefish) is the source of this 1764-nucleotide messenger RNA. RefSeq names its product DIM1 dimethyladenosine transferase 1-like (S. cerevisiae) (gene dimt1l). Gene Ontology annotation, cellular component: mitochondrial matrix. Gene Ontology annotation, biological process: rRNA methylation. NCBI's taxonomy places the organism in Eukaryota, Metazoa, Chordata, Actinopteri, Pomacentridae. The coding region runs from base 116 to 1036 and encodes 306 amino acids. Gene Ontology annotation, molecular function: rRNA (adenine-N6,N6-)-dimethyltransferase activity. The record is from RefSeq and is a predicted model, not a curated record. The transcript has 12 exons.
UCCCGUCGGUGAAGAAGAAAAGGUUACACGUGUUUAUCGUCCGGUCAGAUGUGCUUUGGAUAAUUGUUUCAAAUUUGGAUUUUUGGACCUUUAAGUGGAAUAAAAACUCGUGAAAAUGCCGAAGGUUAAGGCGGAGAAGAAAAGCAGGCAGCACCAAGAGGUGAAAAAUCAAGGAAUCAUGUUCAACACUGGCAUCGGUCAGCACAUCCUGAAGAAUCCUCUGGUUGUCAAUGGGAUCAUUGAGAAGGCUGCUCUGAGGCCGACAGAUGUGGUUCUGGAGGUGGGACCCGGUACUGGCAACAUGACGGUUAAACUGCUGGAAAAAGCCAAGAAGGUGGUGGCCUGUGAGUUGGACUGCAGAUUGGUGGCUGAACUUCAGAAAAGAGUUCAGUGCACGCCCUUACAGACCAAGCUUCAAAUAUUAAUUGGAGAUGUGUUAAAGACAGAUCUGCCUUUCUUUGACGUCUGUGUGGCUAAUUUACCUUACCAGAUUUCAUCACCAUUCGUCUUCAAGCUGCUGCUGCACCGACCUUUCUUCAGGUGUGCCGUGUUGAUGUUCCAAAGAGAGUUUGCGAUGCGACUGGUUGCCAAACCUGGAGACAAGCUGUACUGCAGACUGUCUAUCAACACACAACUUCUGUCUCGUGUGGACCAUCUCAUGAAGGUUGGGAAGAAUAAUUUCCGCCCUCCUCCUAAAGUGGAAUCGAGUGUCGUCAGGAUAGAACCGAAAAAUCCUCCUCCUCCAGUUAACUUCCAGGAGUGGGACGGUCUGGUCAGAAUAGCCUUCGUAAGGAAAAACAAAACCCUCAGUGCAGCUUUCAAGUCCACUGCAGUGGAACAGCUGCUGGAGAAGAACUACAGAAUCCACUGUUCGGUUCACAACAUGGAAGUCCCAGCCGACUUCAGCAUCAGCAAGAAAAUUGAGAGUGUUUUGCAGGAGGCUGAGUUCAGUGAGAAGAGGGCCAGGUCCAUGGACAUCGAUGACUUCAUGGUGCUGUUGCAUGCGUUCAACUCUGCAGGAAUCCACUUCUCCUAGACAGCAGAGGGAGCUGAUGAGAACAGCUUCAUGACUUCUGCCUUCAUCAUGAGAAGGACAAGCUGGUGGUCGAAAGAAUAAUAGUCUGACUGAUGUUUCCCCUUUUGGAUUACCGCCUGAAGGAACUGAAUUUCAAAUGUUGAAACGGGUGGUUGAAUAUACAGAGUAUUGGAUAUAUUUAAACCGCUCAUAUUGAGUGCAGUUUUACAUCAGUGAAGUGUAUAAAGUGUCACCGGCAUGCAUGAGCAGAUGGAAGCUUGGGCUGCAAUCCAGAUUUGACUUAUUUUUUUAAUCUCAGGUACUGUUGCAUGCAGUAUACAUACAAAGAGGACAUAUUACUUUGUCAUAAUAUUGCGCCUUAAGCUCUAAAUAUCGUCAUUUAUCCAUCACAGCCUGAAACAAGCUGUCGUCUGUCACGCAAGACACGCCGAUGUGUCUUCUGCUGUGCUGAAUGGCAAUGCGGGAUGCCUGCAAAUUGAGACAGGAUCUGCCAAGGCAUCUUGGUGUUAUUUAGCAUACAUCAUUUGAAUCUCUGUGUAUAAGGGUACUUGAACGCACCUUUAUCCAAGUGACAUCAGUGUGGGUUUGUCAUUCACUGAAAAUUUGUAAUGGAUGAUUAUUUUAAUCUAACAGGAAGCCUCAAGCUUUCUAAACUACACAAAGCUGCCUCUGUGUGGAAAUGGUAAUAGUUUAACAAGUGUUCAUUAAAUGUGUUAAAAUGUGUACAA